AUGUCUCUCCGUUUAACAAAUAAAGUCAAAUGCCUUUCCAGCAAGUUCCAUAGCAGUGCAUUUGCAAGACAAAACUACUUUGAUACAUUCAAAUUCGUAGAAAGACUGGAGAAAGAGGGGUUUUCUAGACAACAAAGCGAAGCCAUCAUGAGCUCGCUACAAAGGGUGAUAUCAGAAAGCAUGAUGGAUUUGAACAAGAUGAUGGUGUCCAAAGCAGAAAGAGAGAAGGCCAUUUAUGCAUACAAGGUUGAUUUUGCCAAACUCAAGUCUGAGGUGCAAUUGAUUGAAAGAAACGACUUCACCAUGAUGAAGGCAGAAAACGAUAGGCUGGAGAGCGAACUAGAAAAACUGAAGCAGAGACUAAGAGAAGAGGUGACAAGAACACAAGCCAAUGUACGCUUGGAUCUGAAUCUGGAGAAGGGAAGAGUGCGAGACGAAGCCAGUGCACAGGAGAUCAAAAUCAAGGAAACUGACACUCGCAUUGAAAGCGAAAUAUCCGGUUUACGAACUCAAAUGGAAGCCAUCAAAUUUCAAAUCAUGCAAUACAUGAUAGGUACGAUGACUGGUGCUGGUGCCUUAUUCUUGGCUUAUCUUAGAAUGUUCAAAUAA
Mucor velutinosus is the source of this 609-nucleotide messenger RNA. RefSeq names its product sporulation protein rmd1. Gene Ontology annotation, biological process: mitochondrial respiratory chain complex IV assembly. The coding region runs from base 1 to 609 and encodes 202 amino acids. Gene Ontology annotation, cellular component: mitochondrion. NCBI's taxonomy places the organism in Eukaryota, Fungi, Mucoromycota, Mucoromycetes, Mucorales, Mucoraceae. The record is from RefSeq and is a predicted model, not a curated record. The transcript is spliced from 2 exons.